AUGGUCUCUUUCACCAAGCUCGCCGUUGCCUCCAUGGCUACUCUUGCCCUCGCUGCCCCCGCUCCUGAGGAGGCUGGCCUCAUCCAGAUGCGACAGGUUGUCGAGGCUCACUUCGGCGGAAACAGCGAGAUCGCCAAGCGAUUCGUUGACGAUGCUGUUGCCCUCGACGCCCGAGCUGCUCAGGACUGGAUUUCUCUCUUCAACGUCUUCCAGAGCUUCACCAACGCUGGUGUAUCUCUCUUCCUGAACUCCAUCCAGGCUCUCAAGAACGUUUCCCCCCAGCAGGCCAACGCUGCUAUCACCCAGGCCAUCCUCCAGGCUAAGGGAGCUCUCAACCAGCUCAUCCAGUGGCUGCAGAACUACAAUGGACUUGCUGGCUGGACCAAGGUUCUCGUCAACAUGUUCAUCUCCACUGGCCUGAAUGCCUUCAUUACCAACCUUGGUCUCUUCCUGAUCACUCUUUCUACUGUCAUCUCUCAGAACAAGUUGGUCAACACCUUUGCCGAUGACAUCAAGGGCCUCAUCGCUACUAUCAACCAGGCCGGUAACCUGCUCGCAGACAUUAUCCCCGGUUUCCGACAGGAUGCUUCUAUGCUUGUUGGUCUUAACUCUCGACUCCAGGGUCUUCUCACCAACUAA
Yarrowia lipolytica CLIB122 is the source of this 639-nucleotide messenger RNA. RefSeq lists its product as uncharacterized. Lineage: Eukaryota; Fungi; Ascomycota; Dipodascomycetes; Dipodascales. The record is from RefSeq and is a predicted model, not a curated record.